AUGGACCGGGUAUUGAAGAGAUGCCGUAUCAGCAGUCGCCUGGUUAGAGAGUGCCUCGCUGAAUUUCUUGGCGUGUACGUUUUGAUAUUGUUUGGCUGUGGCUCUGUUGCUCAGGUGACAACUUCAGAAAACACUAAGGGAGAAUAUCUGUCAAUUAAUAUUGGAUUUGCUCUGGGCACUACAUUUGGAAUCUAUGUGUCGAAAGGAGUAUCAGGAGCUCACUUGAACCCGGCCGUUUCCCUUAGUCUGUGUUUCCUGGGCAGAUUCUCCUGGACUCGACUUCCGUUUUACGUCUUCUCACAGACGUUUGGUGCCUUCCUGGCAGCAGCCACUGUCGCUCUGCAAUAUUACGAUGCCAUAUUCCAUUACAGUGGUGGCUACCUUACAGUAAAUGAUGCCAAGGCCACAGCUGGAAUAUUCUCAACUUACCCUGCAGAAUACCUGAGUGUAUGGGGAGGAAUCGUAGAUCAGGUGAUUGGAACGGCGGCUCUACUGGUGUGUGUUCUGGCGCUGGGCGACAGCCGUAACUCCCCCGCCCCUCCUGGGAUGGAACCUGUGCUGGUAGGAGCUGUAGUGUUGGUAAUCGGUGUGUCCAUGGGAUCGAACAGCGGCUAUUCCAUAAACCCAGCGCGGGACCUCGGCCCGCGAAUCUUCACCUAUAUGGCCGGCUGGGGAGAUGAGGUGUUCAGAGCUGGGGGUGGAUGGUGGUGGAUCCCGUUGGUGGCUACCUCUCUUGGUGGCCUUGUCGGCUCACUGAUUUAUGAACUGCUGAUUGGCGUCCACCACCCUGAACCAGAACUGACCAAGAUUAUCGACAACCUGAAGGACUUGGAACUGGAUGUGGCACAACAGGAGUCUGAAAGACCCAAUGGGCUUACCAAAGUAAUGAACGAGCAGGCAAUACGCUAUGAGUGAGCAAUCCAUUGGAAAGGACAUUAAUGCUUGGAAGAGCUGAAGGUAAAAGAGGAAGAGGACAGCCAACAACAAGAUGGACCCUAUACAUACGGCUGCCAGAGGCAAGUAAGGAAGCCUUUCCAACACCAGCAACAAAGCCACUGCAUGACUUGAAACCAUGAAAUUGGGUGAUGAUCAAAGACUUCAGAAGGAUGAAAUGGAAUAAACAGAGGCGGACUGGACCAUUGCAAAACCAACUGACGACCUACACGGCUGUGAAAGUGACAGGCAGAGCCACCUGGCUACACGCGAGCCACUGUAGAAGAAUUCCGGAGGCAGAAAAACAACAGUUUCAGCCAGUAGACUCCAGAAACAAAACGACUGCAUUACAUCGUUGUAAUUUACUAAUUUCACCAUGCAGGCCUUAGAUGGAGUGUAAGAAGGUAGAAAGGUAGAGCUUACAGCUUUGAGGAUGACGGCUAUACAAAGUAGUAUGGCUUUAGACAUGCUUUUGACUAAGGAAGGGGGGUAUGUCAUGUUGUGGGAGAUAAAUGUUGUACUUAUGUUCCCCCAAAUGAUGCCACCGUCAUAUUAAAGCCUUGAAUAACAUUAAGCAGCUAACCAAUAGUUUUACCAAGGAAGAAACACUGAAGGACACUUGGGGCAGGUUUGGAUGGCUGGCUCCACAUCUAUCAAAUUCCAAUUUUAGUUGUGAUCAUCAUCAUUUUUUUUGGACCUUGUCUGAUACACUGUGUACAGUCCUUAAUUUAAAGACCCAUGCAAAAUCUUGCUGCUCCAGCAUAGGCAAGACUGCAUCAACAACAUAUGGACAAGAAAUCAGGACUACAAAACACAUGAUGACAUGUUUUAUAUGGACGUGGAUUGUUUGUGAUUUUACAUGGCAUAUUAAUUAAGCAGUAACUUAAACCUAAAAGAAAUGCUAUUACAGAUGUAUUCAAUGUAAUUCGUAAUUUUUAUUUUACUUGUUAUGUUAAUACUUUGUUUAUAUGUUUUUAUCUGAUUUUGCCAACUUUACCAACUUUAUUAAUUUGAUUUGAUUGUCAUAAUAUGACAAACAGGAGGGAAUGUAAAUGAAAAUGUUAUUUAAUGCAUAACAAAGAACGCAUUGCUUGCAAUUAAGUGACCUACAGAUCCUGUUGCUCACGGUUUUACGACUUACAGAUCCCGUAGUAGUUCCUGUUUAUUACAGUUCCUGUUUAUUACCUUAAUAACAUCUGUUACCAUCUGCCAAUGUGUAAACUUUCCCACUGUCACACAAGGACAAUUGUCUCUAUGUAUAUAAGGGGAUCAUUCCCUUUCUCAGGAUCGCACUGCUGAGGUUUCUACAUGAAGGCUUGUCAGUGUGAUCCUUGCCUGCAGAUAAGAUUAAAACUCUUUUUCUACUUAUAA
Molecule: messenger RNA, 2304 nt
Organism: Trichomycterus rosablanca
Lineage: Eukaryota; Metazoa; Chordata; Actinopteri; Siluriformes; Trichomycteridae
Gene: aqp10b
Product: aquaporin 10b
Exons: 8
Coding region: 1-915 (304 amino acids)
Biological process (GO): water transport; glycerol transmembrane transport
Cellular component (GO): basolateral plasma membrane; plasma membrane
Molecular function (GO): glycerol channel activity; urea transmembrane transporter activity; water channel activity
Source: RefSeq, a predicted model, not a curated record